Mesorhabditis spiculigera is the source of this 393-nucleotide messenger RNA. Lineage: Eukaryota; Metazoa; Nematoda; Chromadorea; Rhabditida; Rhabditidae. The record is from the annotation of a GenBank genome assembly.
AUGUUCCUCGGCGAUGCGAACGAUACGAAUAUCGUCCUGACCGCUGCCAAGGCGUGGGCUGGAGAAAUUGAGAGAUAUGGCUGGCCCGAUUUCCCGGAGUUCACCAAAGAAACCCAUGAUCGAGGGGUCAAGCACGCACCGCAGAUGAUCUGGGGCAGAACGAAAAAGAUUGGUUGUGGACUGGCGAGUUGUGCCAAUAAAACAAAACUGAUGUUCGUCUGCCACUACGAUCCCGCCGGCAACUGGCUGAACGGGGACGCCUAUACAAAAAUAACAAAGCUCGCCGGUAAAUGUUCGAAGUGCCCGGAAAUGGCGGUUAGAGAAUGUCAUGACAAACUGACGUCGCUAUGCCCAACUCUUGAGGCUGAUGUCACAUGGUGCGGACCUAAUUCA